AUGUCAUCAAUUAAGCUUCGCUGGGGAUUGAUUGGCUGUGGGAAGAUCUCUCACGACUUUGGAAAAGCCUUGGACAAGGCUGAACAUCCUCAUGAGAUUGUAGCUUGUGCCGCUUCAUCCUUGGAUCGUGCUCAAAAAUUUGUCAAAGAACACUUUCCUAAUGCUAAAGCUUAUGGUAGCUAUGAAGAACUUUUCAAUGAUCCGCUUGUUGGUAGGCUUACUUAUGGUUGGGAAGUGCAGGGUAGAAUAACGUAGCCUAGGGUAAGGUAGGGUAAAAUAAGGUAGGGUAGAGUAGAAUAAGGUAGCCUAUUGUAAGGUAGGGUGGAAUAAGAAGGGUAGUAUACAUUUUUUUCGUUUUUUAUUUUUUUUUAAUUUUAGACGUAGUCUACAUUGGCACACACAAUGAAGCUCAUUGUCCAUGGGUUGUGAAGGCAAUUGAAGCUGGCAAACAUGUAGUUUGUGAAAAACCGUUUGGAACUUGUGCUGGAGAAGUUCGUGCAACCAUCGAAAAGACCAAGGGAAGAAAGACUUUCCUCAUGGAGGUGGGUUUUGAAUUUGAAAGUUAUAUUAUAUUGGCCAAAAAAUGCAAAAAAAAUUGUAUUUUUAACUUUUGAAAUUUUAGGCUAAAAAUUUUAAACCAAGGGUCAGACCAAAGCUGAUGCUAGUUUUAAUUUUUUUAAAAUUUUUAGAAAAAAUUUUUUAAAAAAUGAUUUUGAUAUAAUUUUAGGCCUUUUGGAGUCGAUUCUUCCCUUCAUGGAGAUACAUUCGCAACAUUGUAGACAAGAAGGAAUGGGGCGAGCCUAGAGUUGUUCAGGCUAACUUUGGAUAUCCUCAUGUAAGUUACAGUUUAUUUUACAAAAAAUGGCAAGAACUUUCUUUGGAAAACGAAAAAUGGCAAAAACUUUCUUUAAAAAACACAAUAUGGCAAGAACUUUCUUUACAAAUUGAAAAAUGGCAAAAACUUUCCUUACAAUCCAAAAAAUAGCGAAAACUUUCUUAACAAAACAUAAAAUGACAAAAACUUUCGGUUCUCAUGAAGAAUAACUCCCCAGCAGGUGAAUAAUAAUUCCCCAUGGAUAUGAGCUACAAUCAUUCCCCACUUAUUCAAAUUUUAAGAUUUUUUUUUCAAUUUCUCAUUCUUUCAUUUUGUUUGCUAAAUUAUGGUCGGACCGCGAACUUACGAAGAAAUCACUUAUGAAAUUGCUAAAAGUAAAAAAAACAACCGUUGUGUCCCACUCGGUAUUACUAUCAUGCUCCACUCGAAUUGCUAUCAUGCCCCACCUGUAUUACAAUCAUGCCCCACCUGUAUUACUAUCAUGCUCCACUCGAAUUACUAUCAUGCCCCACCUAUAUUACAAUCAUGCCCCACCUGUAUUACUAUCAUGCCCCACCUGUAUUACUAUCAUGCCCCACCUGUAUUACAAUCAUUCCCCACCUGUAUUACAAUCAUGCCCCACCUGUAUUACUAUCAUGCCCCACCUGUAUUACUAUCAUGCCCCACCUGUAUUACAAUCAUGCCCCACCUGUAUUACUAUCAUGCUCCACUCGAAUUACUAUCAUGCCCCACCUAUAUUACAAUCAUGCCCCACCUGUAUUACUAUCAUGCCCCACCUGUAUUACUAUCAUGCCCCACCUGUAUUACAAUCAUUCCCCACCUGUAUUACAAUCAUGCCCCACCUGUAUUACUAUCAUGCCCCACCUGUAUUACUAUCAUGCCCCACCUGUAUUACUAUCAUGCCCCACCUGUAUUACUAUCAUGCCCCACCUGUAUUACUAUCAUGCCCCACCUGUAUUACUAUCAUGCCCCACCUGUAUUACUAUCAUGCCCCACCUGUAUUACUAUCAUGCCCCACCUGUAUUACUAUCAUGCCCCACCUGUAUUACUAUCAUGCCCCACCUGUAUUACUAUCAUGCCCCACCUGUAAUACUAUCGUGCCCCACCUGUAUUACUAUCAUGCCCCACCUGUAUUACAAUCAUGCCCCACCUGUAUUACUAUCAUGCCCCACCUGUAUUACUAUCAUGCUCCACUCGAAUUGCUAUCAUGCCCCACCUGUAUUACAAUCAUUCCCCACCUGUAUUACAAUCAUGCCCCACCUGUAUUACUAUCAUGCCCCACCUGUAUUACUAUCAUGCCCCACCUGUAUUACAAUCAUGCCCCACCUGUAUUACAAUCAUGCCCCACCUGUAUUACUAUCAUGCCCCACCUGUAUUACUAUCAUGCCCCACCUGUAUUACUAUCAUGCCCCACCUGUAUUACUAUCAUGCCCCACUUGUUUUACGAGAAAAUGAUUGUUCAUCGGCCCCAAACUUUCUUUACAAAACAAAAAAUGGCAAAAACUUUCUUUACAAUCCAAAAAAUAGCGAAAACUUUCUUAACAAAACAUAAAAUGGCAAACACUUUCUUUACAAAACAAAAAAUGGCAAAAACUUUCUUUACAAGACAAAAAAAACGUUUUUUCCUUUCAGGAAGACGAGCUACGCUCUCUGGAACGUGCUGAAGGUCCAUUGACCAUGUAUGGUUUAUAUGUGGUUAUGAUGGCUCAUUACGUUUACAAAAGAAAGCCCGAGAAAGUGUCAGUUAUUGGAGCAACAGACAAGAAAUUUGGUAAGCUAUUUUUCUAGCCCCUGCUUUGCAUCACGCCCUACCCACUUGUCACCCUAAAACUGUUUCAGGCUGUGACGAAUGGGCGACAAUAGCCCUAGAGUACGGUGAUGACAAACGUGCUGUCCUGUACUACGACUCCCGCACUUGGCUGCCUCAGAAUGCGUUUGUAUCAUUCGACAAAGGUCAUAUCCAGAUCCCACAAUACUUUUGGUGUCCCGAGAAGAUUGUUCGUUGGGAGGGUAAGACUUGGUAUGACAAUGAAGAACAUCGACGAGAGAUCGAAUUCCCUCUCAAUGACAACCGCUUCUUCAAUUACAAUCACUCGAGUGGACUGAGAUACGAGGCUGAUCAUGCUUAUGAGCAGAUUCAGAAAGGUAAAAUACGUCUUCUGGUAAAAAAAAGUUUUAAAAAUAUUUCUAACUUUUUUUUUAUUUUUUAUGUACUUCAUUGUUAGAAUUUUAAAAUUAAAUUUAAAUUCCAGGUCACACUGAAAGUGAAUUUCACCCACUGAGCGAUACUUUGGAGAUUGUUGAGACUUUGGACGAAAUCCGCCGUCAAUUAGGCGUUCACUAUCCUCAUGAUGACAAAUUUUUGUGA
Bursaphelenchus okinawaensis is the source of this 3203-nucleotide messenger RNA. NCBI's taxonomy places the organism in Eukaryota, Metazoa, Nematoda, Chromadorea, Rhabditida, Aphelenchoididae. The record is from the annotation of a GenBank genome assembly.